ACGAACAGAAACGAGGAUCUUCUGUAGAAGGUAUUUAAAGCAUUAAUUUAAUUGAAUCCACAAAUAGAACGAAACUAGAACAUCAAAUAAGCACUUGGAUUAAGCCCUAUGCCUAUCACUGGAUGUUAUUGAUCCUCCUCCAGUAAAUAUGAAGCCACAUGCUGUCCCAGUCGUUCUCGCCAACAAUGAUCACACCUUCUCUUUGGACGAAGAGGCUUUGAGAAAGGUACUCUUAAGGGAUGAGGUCAAGGACAGGUACGUCGUUGUCAUUUCUGUAGCAGGAGCUUUCCGCCAUGGUAAAUCAUUCCUGCUUGAUUUCUUCUUGAGGUACUUGAAUUCAAAGUAUGUACUUAAACAAAACACAUCAGAGUGGUUGGGGAGCGAUGAUGCCCCCUUGGAAGGUUUCUCAUGGAAAGGGGGGUCAGAAAGGGACACCACUGGGAUCCUCAUGUGGUCUGACGUUUUUCUAACUGAAUUGCUCACAGGAGAAAAGGUUGCUGUAGUUCUUUUGGACACACAAGGAACUUGGGAUAGUAAAAGCACUGUUCGUGAAUGUGCCACAAUUUUUGCAUUAAGUACAAUGCUAAGCUCAGUUCAAAUCUAUAAUCUAUCAAGUAAUAUCCAGGAAGAUGAUUUGCAACAUUUGCAGCUAUUUACAGAAUAUGGGCGAUUAGCUUUAGCAGACUCAGGAAAAACACCAUUCCAAAGACUACAGUUUCUUGUGAGAGAUUGGCGGUUUCCUUAUGAGGCUCCUUAUGGGGCUGUUGGUGGUCAACAAAUACUUAAAAAGAGGUUGGAAGUUAAUGAAAAUUCACAUCCAGAGCUUGAAUCUCUCAGGAAACACAUUAAGUCACUAUUUACUGAAAUUGCAUGCUUUUUAAUGCCUCAUCCUGGCAUUAAGGUAGCUACAAGUCCCACAUUUGAUGGCAGACUAGGAGAAAUUGAUCCAGAAUUCAAGGAAAACCUGAAAAUCUUGGUGCCAAUGCUUCUGGCCCCGGAAAACUUGGUUUUAAAGAGGAUCAACGGCCAGAAAGUUAAAGCCAGGGAUUUAAUUCAAUAUUUCAAGUCAUACAUGGCUAUUUACAAGGGAAAUGAGUUGCCAGAACCAAAGUCUAUGCUUGUUGCUACUGCGGAAGCCAACAAUUUAUCUGCUGUUGCCGAUGCAAAAGAUACCUACGUUACUUUAAUGGAAGAAAUUUGUGGAGGGAACAAACCUUACUUGAAUACGGCUACGAUGGAAUCUGAACAUCGCAAAGUCAAAGAUAAGGCGAUUCACCAGUUUCAAAGUAAAAGGAAAAUGGGAGGGGAUGAAUUUAGUGAAAAGUACAAAGAACAGCUUGAAAAAGAUUUGGAGGAAACUUUCGCUCAGUUCAAAGCACAUAAUGAAAGUAAAAAUAUAUUUAAAGCUGCGAGAACUCCUGCCGUAUUUUUCGCUUUAGCCGUGUUUUGUUACGUCUCGUCCGGACUCUUUGCGCUGUUGGGUGCAUACACAAUCGCAAAUGUUUUUAAUACAAUAAUGGCUGUUUCGUUUCUCACUUUGGCCAUGUGGGCUUACGUCAGGUAUAGUGGAGAGUUUCGAGAAAUCGGCUUACAUAUCGACGAAAUGGCUAACUUAAUAUGGGAAAAUUCUAUGAAACCCGUCGUACAAACUUACGUCGAGAACGGUAUGCAGCAAAUGGCUGCCGAAGUAGCUGAAAGAACUGUCCUAAAUGCAACUAAUAUUACAACCAACGGCAAGAAACAGGCGUGAUGACAUUCUGUUGUCUGUACUAAUAGCAUCCUAAACGCAUCGUUACAUAUUAACGAAUUAUAACGUCACGUGGUUUGGAUUGUUGUGGAUUUUGUCUUGCCAUAUAUUGUGGAAAAUUGUUUAGUAUGUAACUUUGCUGACUAUGUGAUAUCUUGGCAAUGUUGGUAUUAUUGUAAUUUAUUUGUACAUAACGCUUCUAAAAAUAAUACAAUUUUAUCUAUUACGUAACCAUUUUAUUGUACACUGUUAUGUAAAGUUUGCAAAAAUUUAUUACAUGUUUCCUUUGGUCAA
Messenger RNA from Tribolium madens (black flour beetle), 2041 nucleotides. RefSeq names its product atlastin. Gene Ontology annotation, molecular function: GTPase activity; GTP binding. The transcript has 10 exons. Lineage: Eukaryota; Metazoa; Arthropoda; Insecta; Coleoptera; Tenebrionidae. The record is from RefSeq and is a predicted model, not a curated record. The coding region runs from base 149 to 1750 and encodes 533 amino acids. Gene Ontology annotation, biological process: endoplasmic reticulum organization; protein homooligomerization.